Trichomonas vaginalis G3 is the source of this 492-nucleotide messenger RNA. Its product is annotated as spectrin binding. Gene Ontology annotation, biological process: positive regulation of transcription by RNA polymerase II. Gene Ontology annotation, molecular function: transcription cis-regulatory region binding; protein binding. The transcript has a single exon. The coding region runs from base 1 to 492 and encodes 163 amino acids. Gene Ontology annotation, cellular component: nucleus. The record is from RefSeq and is a predicted model, not a curated record. Lineage: Eukaryota; Parabasalia; Trichomonadida; Trichomonadidae.
AUGACUAAUGAAGAGAAUACACCGUUUCAUAUUGCUGCUGAAAAAGAUGAUAUAUACUUUUUGAAUUUGUUUAUUUCACAUGGUGCAAAAAUUAAUACAAGAUGCAGAGAUCAAGAAUCUGCUAUGCAUUGGGCUGCUGUAAAUCCAAAUCCAAAAGUUGCUGAAUUUUUGAUUUCAAAAGGUGCAGAUCUUUACGCAAUGACAGAAAAAGAUGGCGAUUCGCCAUUACAUUACGCAGUAAUGAAGAACAACCCAGAAUUGGUUAAAUUCCUAAUCGAACAUGGUGCUUACAUUAAUGUAAAGAAUAAGAAAUGGGAAACUCCACUUCACAGAGCAAUUCUUUAUGGAAGUUACGAAUCAAUGGAAGUUCUUUUGUCCAAAGGAGCAAGUUGGACAACACCAGACAUAACAGGAACGCCACCAAUUUUACUUGCUCCUUUCUCAAUUGAUUUUGAAGCAAUUGCACUCUUUCUGAAAUAUCUUAAGAAAUAA